Molecule: messenger RNA, 811 nt
Organism: Galendromus occidentalis (western predatory mite)
Lineage: Eukaryota; Metazoa; Arthropoda; Arachnida; Mesostigmata; Phytoseiidae
Product: eukaryotic translation initiation factor 4E-1-like
Exons: 2
Coding region: 94-657 (187 amino acids)
Biological process (GO): translational initiation
Molecular function (GO): translation initiation factor activity; RNA binding
Source: RefSeq, a predicted model, not a curated record
UGUUUUGGUGCCCCGCAGUCGAAUCGUCCAGCCUGGGUUGGUUCGAUCGGAAAUCCUGUGGUUUUUCAGUCUCCACGCUCGUUACAUAUUCCAAUGGGAAAUGAAGAUGAUAAGAAGUUCACGGUGUGGCGUUUCACCGAUAAACCUUUGAGACUAUCUUGGGUUGAUCAUCUCGAGGAGCUCUACACGGGUUCGCCCGAUGGUGUCCUGGAUUUUUGUGGCCAGUUGGGGCCUCCCUCGAAGCUCAAGAGCGAAACCUCGUUGCACAGGGACUUCUGUGUGUUCCGGUAUGAUGCGGUCCCCAUGUGGGAGGACGCUCAUAUUAGUAACAUGAAGCUUAGGUUGACAUUGCAAGGCGACGCUGAAAUCGACGCUGUUUGGUGGCGAAGUCUAAUGCUGCUCUUAUCAGCGAAAAGCGAUCUAGCGAUGGUAUCCGGACUGUGCCUCCAAAUUCGCAAAAAAUUUACAGUAUCCUUCUGGUUGUACGGAGAACAUGUAAUGAAGGCCGCAGAGAAGCCCGAGAAGCAAAUAAUCCUCGAUAUUGCGCAGUGUUGGAAAAUGGCGCUCGGCAUAAGUGACGGAGCGAUAGAAGUCUCGAGAAGAAGUCCUCGAGGAUACAGGAAGGCAUUCACCGCUCUAGUAUGGCGCAGCGUCUAGUUAAGCUGAUCAGCCAAAGUUUUUCGAUAUACAGCUAUAAAUUAGCGAAUGGAAGAGUUCUAGGUGGUCGAGUCAUAAUUCAUUUAAGUUUUGGGAAAUAGGACCGCUGGGCCGCGAGCCAUCAGAUCCCUGAAUACAGACGUCGAGGAGGUUU